AUGGUGAACUCCCGAACCAACAACUCCUCAAACUCAAAAACGUCCACUUUUGAGGGCAAGAUAACAGCGGUUUUUGCACACAAAGGCUACAAGGUAGAGAACAAACUGGGCCAAGGCGCCUUUGGUGUCGUCUACAAGGCCGUCAACCGUGAUGGCCAGUUUGCCGCCGUCAAGGUGAUCGACCUGAUGAAGAUGAGUGAGCGCAGUCGUGAGAAGUACCUGCCCAGAGAGAUCAGUACGCUGAUCGACUGUCGCCAUGAAAACCUCAUUCAGGUGUACGACAUCUUCCGAGCCGAUAACAAGAUGUUUAUUUUUAUGGAAUUUGCAGGUAACGGGGACUUAUCUGGGUACGCGAAGAAGCACAAAGGCAUCAACGAGCCCCUGGCAUGCAAGUGGUUUUUCCAAGCAUCUUCCGGUCUCUCUUACCUGCACGAAAUUCUCAAAACUUGCCACCGAGACAUCAAACUUGACAAUAUACUGCUUGACGCAAACUACAUUGCCAAGAUGACCGACUUUGGUUUUGCCAAGCAAAUUUUUGAUCAGCAGCGAAACUCGGUCAUCCUCAGUAGCACUUUUUGUGGCACCCUGCCUUACGAGUGCCCGCAGAUUUUAGAGCACAAGGCGUACAAUGGCUUCAAGGCGGACAUCUGGAGCAUGGGCGUGACGUUUUUCAUAAUGCUCUUUGACCGCUUUCCCUUCCACUACAAGGACCGAAAGCAGAUGCUGUGUGAGAUUAAGGACUACCCGAAAUUUAUCAAGUCCCGCUACUCGAAGAAGCUGCCCUCUGACGCGACUCGUUUGAUCGAGGCGAUGUUGCACCCUGAUGAGGCGAAGCGAGCCAACGUCGGCCUCAUCCUCUCCAAUCGAUACCUGCUGCACACCAAGGAACAGUAG
Molecule: messenger RNA, 894 nt
Organism: Rhagoletis zephyria (snowberry fruit fly)
Lineage: Eukaryota; Metazoa; Arthropoda; Insecta; Diptera; Tephritidae
Source: RefSeq, a predicted model, not a curated record